Aspergillus wentii DTO 134E9 is the source of this 804-nucleotide messenger RNA. RefSeq lists its product as uncharacterized. The coding region runs from base 1 to 804 and encodes 267 amino acids. Lineage: Eukaryota; Fungi; Ascomycota; Eurotiomycetes; Eurotiales; Aspergillaceae. The record is from RefSeq and is a predicted model, not a curated record. The transcript has 2 exons.
AUGAAACUCCGACUUUCUCUCUGUCUAGGCCUGCUAUGGCUAGCCCCCGCUCUGGCCGAUACAACAUGCUAUAAUCUCGACGGAAGCAUAGCAGCGGAUGAUGUCCCAUGUGAAUCAUCCGGAACCAGCAACUGCUGCAACUCAAACGAUCUCUGCAUGUCGAAUGGGCUGUGCUAUAUGCAAGGCUGGCGGGGAUUCUCCCUGACCCGCGGCAGCUGUACAGACAAGAGCUGGGGGGCAAAGUGCUAUGCGCCAUGCUCCGACUACAAUCGCAACUCCGGAUACCCUAUCGUCAACAUGGGCGGCUUCAGUGGAAAGUCAACAAAUUGGUGCUGCGGAUCGGUGACUUAUGAAAAUGGGAAAGCAACAUGCGCGCAAGGAGAUAGCUUUACGCUCGAAACCGGUCGUGCCGUCGUGGGAGCUGCUGCCCUGGCCAACUACACGGAAAAAAGCACUCAGUCCUCGAAUACGUCCGAUGCAUCGUCUCCCGAUUCGACUUCCAGUUCUUCUUCGGGCUCGUCUUCUGGAUCUUCAUCUCGAGAUGCCGCUAUCGGGGCGGGUGUUGGAGUGCCGCUUGGGGUGAUUGCUCUCGCCUCGAUCGGAUGGGCAUUGUGGGAGCGUCGAGGACGGAAGAAGGCCAUCGCACAGGGCGUCCCGAUGCAAUCCGAACAAAUUCAAGGCCAAGGCUUCACUGGGCACGAGCUGGGGUAUCGCCAUCCGAUCGAAAUUGGUACGAGUGGGCGGUCGGUAUCGGAAUUGGGUACAGCGAGGAGCUACAAAGCCCCCAUCGAAGCCGAUACUUGA